Messenger RNA from Leucoraja erinaceus (little skate), 6288 nucleotides. RefSeq names its product cadherin-related family member 3-like. Gene Ontology annotation, biological process: homophilic cell-cell adhesion. The record is from RefSeq and is a predicted model, not a curated record. Gene Ontology annotation, cellular component: plasma membrane. The transcript is spliced from 19 exons. NCBI's taxonomy places the organism in Eukaryota, Metazoa, Chordata, Chondrichthyes, Rajiformes, Rajidae. Gene Ontology annotation, molecular function: calcium ion binding. Bases 1168 to 4026 code for a protein of 952 amino acids.
GAGAACCAGGGGCCACAGUCUUAGAAUAAAGGGGAAGUCAUUUAAGACUGAGGUGUGAACAAAGCUUUUUCACCCAGAGAGUUGUGAAUUUGUGGAAUUCCCUGCCCCAGAGGGCAGUAGAGGCCAAAUGACUGGAUGGAUUUAAGAGAGAGUUAGAUGGAGCUCUAGGGGCUAGUGGAAUCAUGGGAUAUGGGGAGAAGGCAGGCACGGGUUAUUGAUUGGGGACGAUCAGUCAUGAUCACAAUGAAUGGCGGUGCUGGCUCAAAGGGCCGAAUGGCCUCCUCCUGCACCUAUUUUCUAUGUUUCUAUGUAACUGCAGCGGAUUAGGGCAAAAAGAACUGUUAGUACGUGAUAUUCCUGGAUAAUGAUGAGACAACUGAAUUGUGAACAUUUAUAUGCUUGGAUUUUGUAUUAAAUAUCACUUACUCUGGGUAACACUUUGGACUCCUUGGGAGUUAGAGGCUGUGGACCAGAGUGAGUCCCGGGGGUGAGAAUUGAAUAAACUUGUUGGGUCAAGACUGGUGUAUUCGUUUUGGUAUAUUUACUAAACCAGAUCGAGGGUAAAAGAAUCCAGUUUGUCAAAUGCUCCAGUUUCUAUUCUUCAUAAGUUCAUAUGUGAUAGGAGCAGAAUUAGGCCAUUCAGCCCAUCGUCUUCCCCGCCAUUCAAUAAAUGGCUGAUCUAUCCCUUCCUCUCAGCCCCAUUCUCCUGCCUUGUCCCCAUAACCCCUGACACAUUGUGAAACAUACAGCUGAUGGACAAUGAAGUGUACAGCUUCUAAAAUAUUUUGUUUAUCCAGUAAUACUUUGCAGGGAGUGACUUUAUGAUAACAACCUAUACCUUAGCUAUGCAGUGAUUCUAUUUUGUUGCAUGUAAUCUCGAAUGUGCAAUAUUUAAAGAGCGGUUUUAGUAACAAUGGAUGAAUAAUGUGUGAUUGACGAGGUGAAGCUAACACAAAGAACUUGAGAAGUGGCCAGAGUCAAUGGGAACUGACUCCCUGAUGACGUGAUGUGUUUCGCUAGGCUUGCCCGUUAGUUAAUCUAGACCAAGUAAACUGGCCAAGGAGCCAACACAGCCCAGAGACAACUGGGCUUACUUAAGUCAGGAGCUACAGAGCGACUUUCUCUGACACAAGGUAGACGAGGUCGAGAGAUCUGAGGACAUUAACAAUGGUCACAGUUGCGGAUUCCCUUAAAUUAUUCCUCAUUGUUAACUGCUACACGGGAGAAAUACCAGGUGUCCGUGGAUUUAUCAAAAUACUACAUCUACCGGCGACUGUAAAAAUCAAAGAAGAUACUCCUGCAGGAACUACUAUCUUUAACUUUUCUGUGAAUUCAACAAUCGAUGGGGUAGGACUGACAGCUAAAAUAGCCAAUAGCAAUCCAGUCGACAACCUCUUUGCUGUUUCCGUGGUGAUUGGUCUGCGCUUGAUGGUGACAGUCGUACAAGACCCAGGAUUGGACUAUGAAACUCAAUCUAAUUACGUCUUAUUGAUCUACGUUGAAGAUGACAAGGGCAACACAGACUUUCAAACACUUACAGUUUUACUGGAUGAUGUCAAUGAGCCCCCAAGAUUCCUGGAUAAUCUGGCAAAUGGAGUCGUAUACGUUGACUUCCUGGAGAAUUUAGCCGUCGGUGCCUUGAUCUAUGAAGUUAAAGCGACUGAUCCCGACAAAGGUGACGACGUUCUCUCAUAUUCAGUCAACUCCUCGCUGGUUAUCAUUAAUCCUAGUGGGAAAAAUGGGGCAAUUCUCGCGGCAAAAUCAUUUGAUUAUGAGAAAGAUUUGCACAGUCUAAAGGCUUCCAUAAUUAAGCUUUUUGUCAUCUUGCCUUCAGUGCUUUAUCAAAACCUGUUUGAUGACCUACUUGUGAAACUCCAGGGAUGCUUUGCUAUGUUAGAGGCACAAUGUAACUCCAGGUUUGCUGUGUUGAUGACUAUCAGCGUUGUUGCCCUGUAUUAUGACAGCUUCAGCGUGAUCGUGACAGUGAAGGAUACACUGGGUCAUAGCAUCACAGGGAUUAUUGUGGUCAAUUUAAUUAAUGCAAACGACAACUGGCCAGUUUUCAAACAAAAUGAAACAAGAUUUAAUAUUUUGGAAGAAAUGCAACCAAAUUCAGUAAUUGGAAAGGUCACUGCCUACGAUCUAGAUGACGAUAAAACAUCCAGCAGCUUGAUUUAUUUUAUGAGCUCUCCAAACCAAUACUUCGCCAUUAACUCAGUUACAGGUGAGCUGAUUGUAUCAGCAAUAAUGGACCGUGAUAAUGGACCUUUCAGAGAUGUUCCAAUCCAAGAGUUUGAGGUCGGUGCCAAAGACCAUCCUUCUCAAGGGCAUGUAGCUUUGAUGACCAUCAUAGUCAACAUACGGGAUAUUAACGACAACCAACCUUUCUGUUUCCCACAUAGUUACAGUAUUCAGGUACCAGAAACGACUGAAAAGGAUACAACAAUCGUAACUAUAUCCUGCAAAGAUAAUGACGUUGAUCUUGCAAACAGACAGUUCACAACUUCGCUUCAACCUGGUCUUGGGACUGGCGGGAAAUUUGCUUUAAAUGGGAAGAACAGCACUACGAUUGUGGUUACUGGGGACCUGGACUUUGAAGCUGUUACCAAUCUUGAAGAUGACAAUGUUUACAUGAUGUCAGUAGUUGUCACAGACGUUGCCCCACCUCAUUACCAAGAUACAGUGACCGUCUACAUCACAGUCACACCAGUAAACGAGUUUCCUCCAACCUUUGGCCAGGCAUCGUAUACUUUCAACAUUUCAGAAUUCAGUGGAACAGGGACAAUAGUUGGACAAGUGUUUGCAGAUGACAAAGAUUUUCCACGGCUGAAACUCAUUUACUCGCUUGUCGCAGGGGGAAGCACACUGGGCUACAAUCAGAUGUUUUGGAUCAAUCCAACAUCAGGGGAUUUGCAUCUUGUGGCUCGAGCUAACUAUGAGGCAACUGCUCAGUAUUUGCUGACGGUGCAGGCUGUUGAUGCAGAUCCCGAGGAUCAAAAAGCUGCUACAGUCACUGUCACAGUGAACAUUCUACCGACCAAUGACGAACCGCCCGACUGUCAGCCAAAAUAUUACUCUCUGGCAAUUCUUGGCGACACGCCUGUGGGAACGAACGUUCAAGGCUUCCAGUUAUCCUGCACAGACCUUGACUCUCCCCCUCAGUCUUUCCGUUACUUCAUAACUUCAGGUAACAUCAACAACCACUUUAGACUAUCUCCGAACGUUGGAUCCAACAUCACCAAGCUAAUACUUGCUCUUCCAUUUGAUUAUACACACGGUGUUGAUAAAGUCACUGAAUAUAAUCUCGUCGUUCAAAUAACUGAUGACAACCUUUUUGCUGGAAGUGCAGACCGCAAAGUCGUGCAGACGGGAAGUGUAAUGAUCAAUGUCAGAAUUAUUAUACCGACACCCAGUACUCCAGAAACAACCACCACCCCAAAUAUAACCUACAUCAGACUAUCUCAAAACACCUACGAUGCAGAUGCUUGGUACAUACCGUUUGUCAUCACCCUGGGUUGUAUCUUGCUGCUUGGACUGCUGACAUAUUUGGCAUACCAUUUGGUUCAGUAUAUCCGCUCCUUACCAAAGUCAUCAAAGAUCAUGAAAAAGCCUCUGGUGGAUGAACAAGAAUCCAAGAUGAGGAAGCAGCACAGUGUGAUUGUGGAAAUGAUCAAACGCAAUGCAAUCUUUAACGGAGAAGCAGUUGAUCCAGUCACAGGUAACGUGUAUCAAUAUAACACAAACUCUGGUGCCAGACGUUGGAAGGAUACAAAGCUGCCAAUGAAGGAUUACGGGAAUGCUGGAGAUGAAACCCUUAUUGUUAAGCCCAACGUCAUCAAGACCAACGAGACGACUCAUACAGCACAGGGCAACGUGAAGGAGGGGCAUGAAGGCAAGAAUACGCUGCCGAACAUGCCCAGUGACCAACCUUCUGCCAAACCCCCUCCUAAACUGGGGAAACAGGUCAAAGUUGCACCACAAAUACCAGCACCAUCUCAAACUGAAAAUUCUUUGGCUCAUAUUUAGGUUCAAUGAGUUUAGAGUUUUGAGUUUAGAGAUACAGAGUGGAGAAAGGCCUUUCGGCCCACCGUGUCCGGGCCUACCAAUGAUUCCCACACAUUAACGUUAUCCCACACAAUUUACUAUUUUACUGACACCAACUAACCUGCAAAUCGUCAAUUAAUCUACAAAACGCGUACGUCUUUGGAGUGUGGGAGGAAAGUGGAACAACCGGGAGAAAACCCACGCAGGUCAUGGGAGAAUGUACAAACUUCGUACAGACAGCACCCGUAGUCAGGUUCGAACCCGGAUCUCUGGCGCUGUUAGGCAGCAACUCUGGCGCUGAGCCACUGUCUUCAAAUAAAGGACAUUCUAUUGAUAUCUCUACGUCCUGGCAAUUGCUAAUGCAAAGGCAACUCAGAGGGAACCACAGAAAGUAGCAAUUCUUUCAAUAAUUUCCUGCCCCAGAACAUCAUUGCAGGCAAAAGGAGACACAAUGUGUGUUAUUCAGUGGGUCAAGCAGCAAUCUACGGACAGGGGAUGUUUUGGGGAAAAAGGGCCCCGACACAAAACAUCACCUGUCCAUGUUCUCCAGAGAUGCUGCCUGACCCGCUGAGUUACACAUCUUCCGCAGAGACCGCUCCCUCCGUAAUUCCCUGGUCAAUUCGUCCCUUCCCACCCAAACCCCUCUCCUGGCACUUUCCCUUGCAACUGCAGGAAAUGCUACACUUGUCGCUUUACCUCCCCCCUUGACUCCAUCCAAGGACCCAAGCAGUCUUUCCAGGUGCGGCAGAGGUUCACCUGCACCUCCCCCAACCUCAUCUAUUGCAUCCGCUGCUCUAGGUGUCAGCUGCUCUACAUCGAUGAGACCAAGCGUAGGCUUGGCGAUCGCUUCGCCCAACACCUCCGCUCGGUUCGCAAUAACCUACCUGAUCUCCCGGUGGCUCAGCACUUCAACUUCCCCUCCCAUUCCCAAUCCGACCUUUCUGUCCUGGGCCUCCUCCACACACACAAAAAUAUAUCUGUAAACUGUUAUUUCAAGGAAAACCACUGAGGGGUGCAGGAGUGCCAGAUAUUUAAAUAGGCAGCACAGAACAUCGCCUUUGAUACAAUUUGUAUUUGUCCUCACUCUGACAAUGGAGGAGGCCCAGGCCAGAAAGGACAUAAUGGGAAUCACCUGAGCUCAGCCGCCUUGGCCUAUAUUGUCUCCCGGUUGCCAAAUAACUUUAACUCCCCCUCUCAUUCCCACACUGACCUUUCUGCCCUGGGCCUCCUCCACUGUCAGAAAGAGGCCAAAAUCAAUUUGGAGGGACAUCACAUUGUAUUUUGCUUGGGCAGCUCACAACUCAACGGUAUGAAUAUUGAUUUCUCUAACUUCAAGUAACCCCUGCAUCCCUCCCCAACCCUAGUCGUCGUACUAGUUUCACUGUUGUCCUGCUGAGUUUUACUGUUUGUAUCACUCGUUAUUACCUUUCCCACAGCCAACAAUGGACCAUUGUGGGCUCCACCUUUCCUUGAUCAUUGUUGCUUUAUGCAUAUCCUACAUUCAUUUGUUCUACCUUUUAUAUCUCUCGUUUCCCUCUGCCCCGACUCUGUCUGAAGAAGGGCCCCGAGCCAAAAUGUCACCUAUUCCUUUUCUCCAGAACUGCUGCCUGACCCAUUGAGUUACUCCAGCAUUUUAUGUCUACCUCUUUCUUGUUGUUAUCUUGUACAUCAGCUUCAAUUUAAUUUGGAAAUUACUGCAUUUUGUAACCUGUCAUCUGGUGACGUACAUGCGGUUUAGAAUGUGCUUCACACUGUGCUCAUCUGCUUCAGUACUAAGUUGUCAUUACAUUGGAAAGGGUGCAGAGGAGAUUAACAAGGAUGUUACCUGGACUUGUGGGUUUGGGUUAUAAGGAAUGUGUAGGAAGGAACUGCAGAUACUGGUUUAAACUGAAGAUAGACACAAAGUGCUGGAGUAACUCAGAAGAAGAGAGGGAAUGGGUGACGUUUCGGGUCGAGACCCUUCUUCAGAGUCUGCAGAAGGGUCUCGACCCAAAACGUCACCCAAUUCCUUCUCUCCAGAGAUGCUGCCUGUCCCGCUGAGUUACUCCAGCUUUUUGUGUCUAUUUUGAGUCAUGAGCUUUGACUUUCAGACAUUUGGUUGGAUAAGCUUUGACUUUCAGACAUUUGGGCAGGUAUUUGGACAGGCAGGGCUUAGCGAGAUAUGGGCCAAAUGCAGGUAAAUGGGACUAGCCUAGAAUGACAACAUGGUCCAAAGUUCGACCAAAAGGGCCCGUUUCAUGCUCU